AUGGAUAUUCUUCAAAUAUUAGAAGCUGCCUUGGGUACAGCUGAUCCAAAUCAAAGAACUCAAGCAGAAAUACAAUUGAAUGAAGCAGCAAACAAUCAUUUCCCAGAAUAUCUUCAAUUAUUAAUUGAAGCAUUAGUUAAUGAAGAUGCUAAAACUGAAGUAAGAAUGUUGGCUGGUCUUGCCUUGAAAAAUCAAUUAGUUGCUAAAGAAAAUAAAACAAAAUUAGCUCAACAAGAAAGAUGGUUAAAAUUAGAUGGAGAAUUGAAAUCAAAAAUUAAACAAACUUCUCUUCAAGCUUUAAAUAUAAUUGAUCAAAAAGUUGCCAAUACUGCUGCUCAAUUAGUUGCUGCUAUUGCCGAUAUUGAAUUACCUAGAGCAGAAUGGCCAGAAUUAAUACCUACAAUUAUGGAAAAUACCAAGACAGAUAAUCCAGAAAAUGUGAAAAGAAGUUCCCUUUUAGCCAUUGGAUAUAUUUGUGAAAGUGCCGAUCCAAAUAAUCCUAAUAUUUUAAGUCAAGCUAGUGGUAUUUUAAUUGCUGUUGUUCAAGGUGCUCAAAGUAGUGAACCUUCAAAACAAGUCAGAUUAACAGCAUUAAAUGCUUUAGUAAAUUCUUUAGAAUUUAUAAAAUUUAAUUUUGAAAAUGAAGGUGAAAGAAAUUAUAUUAUGCAAGUAGUUUGUGAAGCAACUCAAGCUGAUGAUUCUGAAUUACAAGCUAGUGCUUUUGGUUGUUUAGCAAGAAUUAUGUCAUUAUAUUAUCGGUUUAUGUCACUUUAUAUGGAAAAAGCAUUAUAUGGAUUAACCAUUUCUGGUAUGCAAAGUGCUGAUGAAAAAGUUUCAUGUAUGGCAGUUGAAUUUUGGUCUACUGUUUGUGAAGAAGAAUUAGAAAUUGCUUUACAAAAACAUGAAUUAGGAUUAGAUUCUUUACAAGCAUCUCAAAAUCCUGAUUUAAUAACUUUUAAUUUUGCUCUUAUUGCAUCAGGUGAAGUAUUACCUACUUUAUUAACUUUAUUGACAAGACAAAAUGAAGAUCCUGAAGAUGAUGAUUGGUCAGUUGCUAUGGCUGCUGGUGCUUGUUUACAAUUAUUUGCUCAAAAUAUUGGUAAUUAUGUUGUUGAACCAACUAUACAUUUUGUUGGAUCCAAUUUGGCCGAUAAAGAUAAUUGGAGAGCUAGAGAAGCAGCAGUUAUGGCAUUUGGAUCAAUUUUGGAUGGACCUGAUCAUGAACAAUUGAAACAUAUCAUUGGUGAAGCUUUACAACCAAUACUUUUAUUGAUUAAAGAUUCUAAUUUACAAGUGAAAGAAACCGUUGCUUGGUGUCUUGGAAGAAUUGCUGAUAUGGUUGUUGAUGCCAUUGAUAUUGAAACUCAAUUACCUAAUUUAUUAAUGGCAUUAGUUGAUGGAUUACAAGAUCAUGCUAAAGUAGCAACCAAUUGUUGUUGGACAUUGAUCAAUUUGGUGGAACAAUUGUGUACUGAUUAUUAUGAAAAGGAUAGUACUAUAAUGUCACCAUAUUAUUCCACCAUUAUCCCGAUUUUAAUUCAAACUUCUGCUAGAAAUGAUAAUGAAUAUAAUGCUAGAGCUUCAUCAUAUGAAGCUCUUUCAACAUUUGUCACUUAUAGUGCUCAAGAUACUAUGCCAAUUGUUCAAAAUAUUGCUACUGAAGUAUUGGGACGUUUAGAAUCGAGUAUUAUAUUACAAAGUCAAGUCAGUACCACUGAAGAUAAGGGGAAUUUAGAAGAAUUACAAUCGAAUAUUUUAUCUUUAUUAACUAAUGUCAUUAGAAGAUUAAACAGUGAAGUCAUAAUAGCAGCCGAUAAUUUGAUGGAUAGAUUUAUUAAAUUACUUGAUGCUCAAGAACAAAAUUCAUUAAUUGAAGAAGAUAUUUUCAUUGCUGUAUCUGCUCUUUCUAGUGCUAUUGGUGGUGAAUUCAUUAAAUAUUUAGAUGCAUUUUUACCAUAUUUAAGAAAAGCUUUACAAAAUGUUGAAUCACCAACUUGUAUUACUGCUGUGGGAUUAGUUGCUGAUUUGGCUCAAUCAAUAGGAUCUCAAAUGGGUAAUUAUUGGGAAAAUCUUUUACAAUUACUUGGUAAUGCAUUAACAAAUAAUGAUUCGAAAAAAGAAUUGAAACCAGCAGUUGUUUCUGCAUUUGGUGAUAUUGCCACUGCUAUUGGACCUGAUUUUGCUCCAUAUCUUGAAUUUGUGUUGAGAACAUGUACUGAAGCAGGUAAUCUUCAACCUCAAGAUGGUUCACUUGAAACUUUGGAUUUUAUUUUCAUUGUAAGAGAAUCAGUAUUGGAUUGUUUUGUUGGUAUUGUUGGAGGAUUUAUAAAUCAACCUCAAGCUUUAGCACCAGCAAUUGUCACCAUAUUACAAUAUUUACAAAAAGUUACUCUUGAUCCACAAAUGUCAACUAGUGAAUCGGUUGCUCGUUCAGCAGCUGGUCUUUUGGGUGAUAUUGCAGCAAUGUAUCCAAAUGGUGAAUUUAAACAAGUUUUUGCUGAAGAAUGGGUCACUGAUUUUAUUAAAAGAACUCGAUCAAAUCCAUUAUUUGAUAAUAAAACUAAAGAUGCAGCAAGGUGGGCUAGAGAUCAACAAAAAAGACAACAACAACUUUUUGGUCAAUAA
Candida dubliniensis CD36 is the source of this 2625-nucleotide messenger RNA. Its product is annotated as karyopherin beta. NCBI's taxonomy places the organism in Eukaryota, Fungi, Ascomycota, Pichiomycetes, Serinales, Debaryomycetaceae. Gene Ontology annotation, molecular function: nuclear import signal receptor activity; small GTPase binding. The coding region runs from base 1 to 2625 and encodes 874 amino acids. The record is from RefSeq and is a predicted model, not a curated record. Gene Ontology annotation, biological process: protein import into nucleus. Gene Ontology annotation, cellular component: nucleus; cytoplasm. The transcript has a single exon.